This is a messenger RNA of Quercus robur (English oak), 835 nucleotides long. Its product is annotated as glyoxylase I 4. Bases 103 to 711 code for a protein of 202 amino acids. The transcript has 5 exons. The record is from RefSeq and is a predicted model, not a curated record. NCBI's taxonomy places the organism in Eukaryota, Viridiplantae, Streptophyta, Magnoliopsida, Fagales, Fagaceae.
UUUUUUUUUGUGAAGGAAAUAAUUACUGACAUUUGGGUUCACAAAAAAUACAACUCAUACCAAUUUAUAUAAAAGAAAAUACAACUAAUAAAGAAAACCCAGAUGAGUUAUUGCUCUUCCAUGGCUUCCCUUCUCAGUCCAUCUCCCACUGUUCUUCUGCAACACAAGGUGAAUCGUGUCUGUGUUACUGUAUCUACAAACAUAACUUCUAAAAGUUACUGGACUAGUGUGAGAAAUGGUAGAUGGCAUGACCUUAGUUUUGUGACAAAAGCUAAGAUGGCUGUUGAAGGAGAUGUACUUGAGAAAGAGUCUGUUAGUGUCAAUGAAGAUUAUGGAGUUGUUAGUGUUCACCAUGUUGGAAUUCUGUGUGAAAACCUUGAAAGGUCGAUUGAUUUCUACCAGAAUAUUCUAGGUCUUGAAAUAAAUGAAGCAAGGCCAGAUGAUAAGCUCCCUUACAGAGGUGCUUGGUUGUGGGUGGGUUCUGAGAUGAUUCAUCUGAUGGAGCUUCCCAAUCCUGACCCCUUAACUGGACGACCUGAACAUGGGGGCCGAGAUCGUCAUACUUGUAUUGCAAUUAGGGACGUGUCUAAGCUGAAAGCAAUCCUUGAUAAAGCUGGUAUUCCCUACACACUUAGCCGCUCUGGGAGGCCUGCAAUCUUUACACGAGAUCCAGAUGCAAAUGCUCUAGAGUUUACUCAAGUGGAUAACUGAAAUUUAAACAUUUCCAGCAUACACUUGCAAUAUCAAUGUCGUCAGAAUUCUGUUGCCUCUAGGGACCAAAGCUACAUGUACAGAUAAUUGAGAAACUAAAAUGUCAAUGACCGUUGUUUCAUAA